GUUAGCAUUCAAUAAGUCGUUAGUUUGUGUGCAACAAGUAAUCAAUGCAUUGAUUGAACAUUUCUUUGAACAUUUCAAUUGAGAGCUUAUAGAAAAUGAUUUGUUGAAAAAUUGAAUGUUUGUCUAAAGUGUGGAAAAGUAGGCUUUUUGAAGGAUGAGCGAUAAUAACAAUUCAUGCAAUUCUUCCGAUUACGACUAUCUGAUUAAAUUUUUAACAUUAGGCGAUUCUGGUGUUGGAAAAACCAGUUUUCUUUAUCAAUAUACUGACGGGUCAUUCAACCAAAAAUUUAUAUCAACGGUUGGCAUUGAUUUUAGAGAAAAACGAAUUGUUUAUAAGCCUCUAAAAAGUGAUGGCAUCAUAGGUCGGAGCCAAAGAGUUUAUCUACAAUUAUGGGAUACGGCGGGUCAGGAAAGAUUCCGUUCGCUUACAACUGCAUUCUUUCGCGAUGCGAUGGGAUUUAUAGUCGUAUUUGACAUAACAAGUGAAAAGUCAUUUUUAAAUGUCAGGAAUUGGUUGGAACAGCUUCGGACACACGCCUAUUGUGAUGAUCCCGAUGUCGUUCUUUGUGGUAAUAAAGCAGAUCUCUAUGAUAAAAGAGUUGUCUCAGAGGAAAGGGCUCGACAAGAGGCUGAAAAAUACGGACUUAAAUAUUUUGAGACGAGUGCGGCCUCGGGUCAGAAUGUGAGCAAAUCAGUCGAGACUUUAUUGGAUUUAGUGAUGACUCGAAUGCAAAGAGUGGUCGAAACAAGUCCUCGACUUCCAAACCGUCGCUAUUUUAGCGAUAAUAUUAAACUCGAGGACAACGAAUACAAGGAAAACAAUGGAAAUUCAAAUUACAGCAAAUAUUGCAAUUGUUAGCCAUUGGGAUCAACUCUUAUACAAACUUACAUUCAAUAUAUCAUUUACAACAUAACUUAGAUUUUUCUAAGCUAUGUCUAAAUC
Oppia nitens is the source of this 943-nucleotide messenger RNA. RefSeq names its product ras-related protein Rab-27A-like (gene Rab27). Bases 155 to 859 code for a protein of 234 amino acids. The record is from RefSeq and is a predicted model, not a curated record. Gene Ontology annotation, molecular function: GTP binding; GTPase activity. Gene Ontology annotation, cellular component: melanosome; secretory granule. Gene Ontology annotation, biological process: positive regulation of exocytosis; melanosome transport. The transcript has 6 exons. NCBI's taxonomy places the organism in Eukaryota, Metazoa, Arthropoda, Arachnida, Sarcoptiformes, Oppiidae.